AGGUUUAGGAUUAUGCUCGACCCCAAACACAAGGUUAUCAAGCUAACAGUAGCCAGGGAAUGUAUCAAGGAAAUUCAUGUCCCCAUGAGGUCAGCAAGAAUUUCAGGGGUUACCACGGUGGAAAAAAGGACCAAGGACUGCAAGCCCUAAUGAACCAAAAAGACAAUAAAGGAUUAGGGUACACUGGUAUUCCCCCGUUGACGGACACAAUCAACAUGAUAUCAGGUAGGAUGCAUGUAAAAGGCCAAAGUGCCAGAGGUCACAAGGCCUAUGCUCGCCAAGUAAUGGCAUUGAACGAGAAUAGGCCUUUGAAGCAACCCGUUGAAGAAGCUGAAUGGGAAAAUGCACCCAUUACAUUCAGCUCGUCUAGCUACAAGUGACCAAAUGAGGAGGCAUACAUUAUUAUGCCACAUGCCAACCCAUUUGUAGUUGUUGUUUAUAUCGGCAACCAUACUAUAAACAAAGUCUUCAUUA
This is a messenger RNA of Rubroshorea leprosula, 474 nucleotides long. The record is from the annotation of a GenBank genome assembly. NCBI's taxonomy places the organism in Eukaryota, Viridiplantae, Streptophyta, Magnoliopsida, Malvales, Dipterocarpaceae.